Camellia sinensis is the source of this 696-nucleotide messenger RNA. The record is from RefSeq and is a predicted model, not a curated record. Lineage: Eukaryota; Viridiplantae; Streptophyta; Magnoliopsida; Ericales; Theaceae.
AUGCGCCAGCGGUGGUGGUUGGAGCUUAUUAAGGAUUAUGAUUUGAAGAUCCACUAUCAUCCUGGUAAAGCCAACACGGUGGUAGACGCACUUAGUCGGAAAAAUGUGGGAAAUUUGGCAAGUCUAUUGACAGAGAAAAAGGAGUUGGUAAGUGAGCUGAAUAAGAUGGGGGUCGACUUGGUGAUACAUGGUCAAAAAGCAACAGUGGCAACAAUGAUGGUCCAACCGACAUUACUUGAGGAGAUUAAAUUACGCCAACUGGAAGAUGGGGCUCUAAAGAAGAUACGCGAUGAAAUGGAGACAAAACCAAAACUGGGGUUCACUUUGACGGAUUCUGUAAAAGCAGAGCAUCAGAAACCCGCAGGAUUAUUACAACCUCUUCCAAUUCCAGAGUGGAAAUGGGAACAUCUGACAAAGGAUUUUGUUGUAGGCUUACCACGGACACCUCGAGGUAUGAAUUCUAUAUGGGUCAUUGUCGACCGAUUGACUAAGUCCGCCCACUUCCUACCUGUGAAGACCCAGUAUAAUGCCGAUAAACUUGUUGUGAUCUAUGUGAAUGAAAUUGUAAGGCUUCACGGUGUUCUGGUCUCAAUUGUAUGGACAAUCCAAGAGGACGAUUCAGACGCUAGAGGAUAUGCUUCGAAUGUGUGUUCUGGAUUUUCAGGAAAGUUGGGAAACUCAUCUACCGUUGGUUGA